AUGAAAAUAUUCGUGUUUGAGGCUGAUGACUAUGCAGAGAAGUACCUCUGCGAAAGGUUGUAUGCGGAAGAAAACUAUGUGAUUGGAACAAGCAAAUCAGGAAAGGAUUCAGUGCAAUUCGUGAAUCAAUUAGUUCAGAACGACCCACAAGAAAUCAAAUCAGCCUUGUUGGAAUGUGAUGCUGUAGUAUAUCGAUUGAAGGAUACCAAUAUUGACGACACUCGAUAUGCCAUUAAAGUUUUGGAGGCGGCUGAAUUUAAUGACACAAAAACAUUUAUUUUAAUAUCGACAAGAAAGCCAUACGAGGCAUUUACAGAGGAUGCCUAUGUGACAAGAAAACCUCAUCCUUCAUUUAAAGGAUUUGUUGAGAUUGAAAAACGAGUAAUGAGAGCAAAAUCAAAAUUCCUCAAAACAUUUAUCUUUUUCAGCGGGCUUCUUUAUGGAGAGGAGGAGGAUAAGCUACAUCAAUGGUUCAAAUUAGGAUGGUGUUGUGAGGGAGAAUCAUUGCCAGUAUUUCUUGACGGCGGUAAUUAUAUUCCAUUGAUUCAUGUGAAAGAUUUAGUGUCAAUCAUCCACAAAACAAUUGAUGAGCCACCUCAGCCAAAGGAUGAAGGAGACGACUAUCAGCAAUCAUUUUUUGCUUGUGACGAUUCCCAACUUACUCAGAACCAAAUUGUACAGUGUUUGAGCGAGAAAUUUGGGUAUGGAGGAAAAGUCGAGCACCUAUCUGAAGAAGAUUGCUUAAUUUAUGACCACUACGACUACUUUACCGCUGACGUGAAGUUUGCAGUUGGAGCAAUUGCUGAAAUGCAAGUUGAGUGGAUUUCAAAAGAAGGACUGAUUGAGAAUAUUGAAAAAAUCAAAAAAGAAUUUGAAAUGAGGAGAAACUUGGCACCCAUGAGAAUUGUAAUGUUAGGACCUCCAGGAGCAGGAAAAAGUCUGCACUCGCAGCACUUGUCUAGAAAAUACAGACUUGACUGUAUUGAUGUACCUUCUGUCAUUGCCUAUUUUCAAGAACAUGUGAAAGAAAAAGAACGGGUCUACCUAAAUUUAGUACAAGAAAAGAAGGACAGAAUUGAAAGGGCAAACAGGAGAAGACGUGAGGAGACUGCUCAGGCUGAACAAACACCUGAAGAAGAGGUCCCAAUAGAAGAAGAAAAAGAGGAAGAAGAAGGGUCACCAAUCUCUGUUGCAAAAGCUGAGUAUGAAAAGUUGCUUGCCAUCACUCAAUUAAAGGACGGAGACAGAUUUUCGAAUAAGGCGAUUACUGACAUGUUCAGAUGGAAGCUUGGCCAACCAAAGCAUCUAAAUCACGGGUGGAUUAUGGAUGGUUUUCCAAAAACAAUAGAACAGGCAAAGCUUCUCUUUACAAAACCCAAAGUAGAGGAAGAAGAGGAAACCAAGGAGGUGGACGAUAAACUCUUUCCAGAUUUUGUCAUCACUUUCAAAGCCAAAGACACAGUUUUAGAGGAUAGAUUGAUGAAUUUGAAGUCUCCAAUUUCUGGACAUAAUGAUGAGGCUGGAUUUAAACGAAGAUUGCAAACCUUUAAUAAGACCAACGAUAUUAAUGACCUCAAGAAUUAUUUACUUGGAUACUUUGAGGAAACUGUCACUGAUAAAAAGAGACAAUGCAUUUCAAAGGAAAUAAUUAUCCAAUCAGAAAGGCCAGAGAAGGAAGUGUUGAGAGAAAUGACAGAUUUCCUUGGAAAGCCACACAAUUAUGGACCUACCCAGAAAGAAAUUGAAGAAAAAGAAAGAAAGAAGCAAGUAAGAGAGGAAGAACGGUUAAGACUCGAAAAGCAAAAACAAGAUGAAGCAGCAGCUUUGAAAAGAAAACAAGCAGAAGAAAGAGAGAAAAUUCUCAAGAGCGAUGCAGAACGAUUAGAAGAAAUUAGAAGACAAGAAAAGAUGAUGCUCGAAGUGAAAUCUCAACCUCUCAGAAUGUACCUUAUGGAAAAUGUGAUUCCAGUGCUAACCAAGGGUUUGAUUGAGGUAUGUCAAAUGCAACCUGAAGAUCCAGUCGAUUAUUUGGCUGAAUGGCUAUUUAGGCAAGUGGAGAAGAGUACAGAAAAGCAAUAA
This is a messenger RNA of Naegleria lovaniensis, 2079 nucleotides long. RefSeq lists its product as uncharacterized. Lineage: Eukaryota; Heterolobosea; Eutetramitea; Acrasida; Naegleriidae. The record is from RefSeq and is a predicted model, not a curated record. The transcript has 5 exons. Gene Ontology annotation, biological process: nucleobase-containing compound metabolic process. The coding region runs from base 1 to 2079 and encodes 692 amino acids. Gene Ontology annotation, molecular function: AMP kinase activity; ATP binding. Gene Ontology annotation, cellular component: cytoplasm.